Molecule: messenger RNA, 2140 nt
Organism: Gekko japonicus
Lineage: Eukaryota; Metazoa; Chordata; Lepidosauria; Squamata; Gekkonidae
Product: acidic leucine-rich nuclear phosphoprotein 32 family member B-like
Exons: 7
Coding region: 130-912 (260 amino acids)
Biological process (GO): regulation of apoptotic process
Cellular component (GO): nucleus
Molecular function (GO): histone binding
Source: RefSeq, a predicted model, not a curated record
CCUCCCUAUUGUGUUGCCUUUGGCGCCUUGGUGCUAUAUAAGCCGCGGCGGAGGCCGGAGCGCAGGCUUUGCCGUUGCUGCUGGGGACGUCAGGGGGGUUGUCGAGCUUCCCGAGGGCGCCGCCGUGCCAUGGAGAUGGAGAAUCGGUUGACGCUGGAGUUGCGGAACAAGACGCCCGGCGAGGUGAAGAAACUGGUGCUGGACAACUGUCGCUCGGACAAUGGGAAAAUCUGCGGCCUCUCCUCGGACUUUGAAAACCUUGAGUUCCUCAGUAUGAUCAACGUCAACCUGCUCUCUGUCUCCAACCUCCCUAAGCUCAGCAAACUUCGGAAGCUGGAGCUGAGUGACAAUCACAUCUCUGGCGGUUUGGAAGUCCUGGCAGAGAAGACCCCCAACCUGACGCAUUUGAAUUUGAGCGGGAACAAAAUCAAGGACAUUAACACGUUGGAGCCCCUGAAAAAAUUGCCGCACCUACGGAGUUUGGACCUCUUCAACUGCGAGGUGACGAUGCUGAUCAACUACCAGGAGAGUGUCUUCGCCCUGCUGCCCCAGCUGACCUACUUGGACGGCUUCGACUCCAGUGACAAGGAGGCCCCCGAUUCGGACCCUGAAGCAGACGGCCUGGAUGACGACUACGAGGAGAACGGAGACGAAAGCGAGGACGAGGACGAAGAGUUCGAGGAAGAACUGGACGAAGAUUUUGUAGAUGACGAAGACGAGGAGGAGGAUCUGGAUGGGGAAGAGGAAGAAGAUGGAGUAGAAGAUGAGGAGGAAGAAGAUGAGGAGGGAGGAGAAGACGAAGAUGAUGAUGACGGUGAAGAGGACAUCCCGCAGGGCGAGAAACGAAAACGAGAGCUUGAGGACGAAGGAGAGGAAGUUCCGGAGGAUGAGGAGGAUGAGGAAGACGAGUGACUCCUCCUCCUCCUUGCGAGCCAAUCAGUUUUGCGGACUGUGACUUUUCUCACCCUGGCCGCCACUGUCGUGUCCCAUGUGAGACUGUAACAAAUUCCCCUCCCCGCCUGUCCCGCAAUGGCGUCUCUGCCCCUCCUCCACAAACCCCUCUUUGUAUGGCUGCAACUCCCACAGUAUAUUUUUUUAAAACAUAGAAUUUAAAAAAAAAAGGCAAGUAGGUGUUUUGGAAAAUGUUUUCUCCCCUCCACGGAAUGCUCACUUCUUGUGUGACACCUCCCCCUGGCCACUCCCCAUUUGGGUAUUUUGUGACCAAAGGCAUUCUUUGAUUUGGUGGUUUGUAGGGCUACAACCCCACUCCCUCCCCAGCAAUAUAUUUUUCUCCCCUCCCCAGUUUCUGGGAGGGUUGGCCAGGGGGGAGUCAAACCCACCUCCGCUCCCUUGGGCACUGCCAAUGAGAGCGCAGCAGGCUUCCGCUACGAUGGAUCCAACCUGCCGCCAUCUUUCAGUCAGCAUUCUGAGAACGUCGUGGAACUUCAAGGCUCCGUGUGGCAUCUGGGGGCUUCUUGGCCCAUUGUAGGGGCUGCCGGAUGACUGCCACAGAUGGGGCCAGUUUAAAUGGCUGCCGGAUAGCCACGGGUUUGCCUGGAGAUGGUUUUUACCUCUACUGAAUUGUUUUAUUUCCCGAUGAAGAGGAGAUACUCGAUAAGACUGUUAUAUAUCUUCAAACUGGAUUAUUACUUCAUUUUCAAAAUGUUGCUGUUUUGCUAUAACUUGCCAGCUCUUGCCUGACAGAGAAUACCCCGUUUGGUUGGUGUUAUUAGCCCCCCUCCCCAAUAAUUCCCUUUCAGUGCAAAUUAACGCCUUUAACAAGAAGGGAAAUUGGAGGUAUUUGACCUGGGCUGUUCCUGUUCCUUUUGGGGGUCCCAGCUCAUUUAUUGCUGGUCUUGGGUCACUCACUUCCCCAAAUCUACUGCAUCCUUAAAGGUGCAGUGGUCAGUAAAUACCAUUUUUGUUUGCAGAGAUGCACAGGGAGGGUUAUUGGAAGGGAAGGGAACUGAGUGAGGCAAAGAGGAGUUUGAAUAUUGUUAAUUGUAGUUCUUCCUGUUCUUGAGAUGGAGACCAAUAUGUUGGUGCUGGCAAGGGAGGUGGGAUGGAAGCAUUGGAGAAAGAUGGACCCCCCCCCUUUUUGUGUUCAGUGAAUAUUAAGCCUUAAAAAAAAAAAACCCAA